UGUUCUCACACAAUUUCAACAAUAUUGCAUCUUUAGACUCAUGUAACACCCUAGCUACCAGACUACCAGAGCACGAUUUGUGCAAAUAAUGGGUGGAAAAGAGUCCAGGAUUCAGAUUGGCUAUUUCAAACACAAAAAGCUGUGAAGAAAAGGUUCACUUGUGAGCCCAAAAAGCUCAGGAAACGAAGAAGGAAGCAACUUCGUUACCAGAAGCCUCGACUGGGGCAUCGUAAAUGGCGGGCACCUCUUCUACAACUGCUGCUGCAAUGAAUUUGGGCAGAGGCUUCGGCUUUGUUUCUCUUUCCUCUUCCCCUCGCACUCGCUCAAUCCUUCACUUCCACAACCUUUCAGCUUCUCCCAAUAGCAGCUCCAACAUCGGGUUCUACGCAACCACAUCUAGAUUCUCAAAUCACCUUCCAAGAAAACCUGGCCCGACCCAGAUUCGAGCGGUUUCGGGUUCUUUCGGGUCCCGGCUGGAGGAGACUGUCAAGAGGACUGUCGCUGACAAUCCCGUCGUUGUCUACUCAAAAACUUGGUGCUCGUAUUCAUCCGAGGUGAAGUCUUUGUUUAAGAGGCUUGGCGUGGAGCCUCUUGUUAUUGAAUUGGAUGAGAUGGGAAUUGGGAAUGCAGCUUUAAGAAAUCCAUGAAUUUCAUUGACCUCAAGGACCUCAAUUGCAAAAGGUUCUGGAAAGGCUUACAGGGCAGCAUACUGUCCCAAAUGUGUUCAUUGGGGGGAAUCACAUUGGAGGUUGUACAGAAACUGUGAAGCUGCACCGAAAAGGAGAACUUGAACCAUUGCUCUCUGAAGCUUCUAAUUCCAGAAAAGUGGAGAGCUAAUCCGUCCAUAGCUAAUCCUAUUCAAACCAUCCUUGCAUGUAUGCUGAUUAAUUUGCUUAUUGGACCUGAUCGCGUCAUUACCCUGCACCUCUGCCCAUUAGUUUUCAUAAUUAAGCAUCCUUUUAUUGUUUUUACAGUGAAUAAAUAUAUUGUUUACCCCGUGAAUCCAAAAGGGGAUAUAUUUAUUCUUUUCCUUUCUUUUUGGUUUACGCGCCUCUGCUAACUACUAUGCCUCACUUCCCUCCGCUAUCCAAAUAAGAAAUGGAGCUCUGUACUGAUUUAGGGAGAUUAAUUGCUAAUUAGGGUGUAUAUCUUUUGGAUGUAUAUAAUUAGAAAAAGUGGUUAGUGG
Messenger RNA from Cuscuta europaea, 1186 nucleotides. NCBI's taxonomy places the organism in Eukaryota, Viridiplantae, Streptophyta, Magnoliopsida, Solanales, Convolvulaceae. The record is from the annotation of a GenBank genome assembly.